AGUAAGCGGUGGUGCCCCUAGGACGACGCGUACACAAUAACACCACUGUCGUUUUCUACCUGAAGCUGUGUAAAUUAUUUUUAAGAUACUCUCCGACAACAUGUAGCUCACUUAUCAGUUCAGGACGUUUUAAUUUACCCAGCAGGCAGUCAUGUUGCUACCGUCGGACGUUGCAAGGCUUGUUUUGGGGUACCUUCAAGAAGAAGGACUGUCCGCCACAAGCCAAUCAUUUAUUCAUGAGAGUUCGAACCUGAAGGAGUAUGCAGAGCACACCACAGUAGAUGGGACUAUUCCUGCGUGUGUAUUUUCCAUUUUCGGAAAGGGUCUAACAACCAUCUUGAAUGAAUAUGUGGCUGCUAAAACAAAAGAGUCUUGUCAUGAAGUACCCGCCAUGAUGACCUCAUUGUGGAAAAAGUUAGAUUUUACACUCAACCAAAUCAAGUCUUUGCAAAAUUCUCCAGCUAUAUCAGCAUCUCAAAGAACACGUUCACGUGUUGGACUAGCAAACAUGGCGAGGCAGCGGGUCUUGGCUGUGGCUCCAGCCGGUGGCGUCGUCUGCUCCACAGUUUCUGAGACAGUCUCCAUUUUCACCCCUACACACACUUCCUCUCACUGCAUGAUCAGUCACUCUACCCCUGUGACCUACACCAGACCAGCUCCAGGCAGCGGCCUUAACCUGCAGAGCCACGAGGGUAGCCGAUUACUAAGUACACCAAGAGAUUCUUCUGUACAGAUAGUUUCUUCAGAACAUCGGCUAAAUCCAGGCCCAGUGUCUCCUGGACGCCGAAAAUGGAAGAGGACUGGAGCUGGAUCAAGUGGCACUAGCAGAUCUGCAGCGACUGUUAACAGUCUCACCACAGAACCACAGGCUGAAGAGGUUGUCGAUGAGAAUUUCCCACAACUUGUGAUUCAAAAUGCACGUGACAAGAUACUGGGGGACAGAUCAUUACAGGAAAAGCUUGCUGAAAACAUCAACAAAAUCCUUGCCAAUGAGCCAACACCUCAAACGCCAAAGGCCUCUUCAAACAUGGAGGUGCCAGACCAGUCCAUAGAUGAAAUCCUGGGAUUACAGGGAGAAAUCCAUAUGAGUGAUGAUGCCAUUCAUGACAUUUUGGAGCAAACGGAGUCAGACCCAGCUUUUCAAGCUCUCUUUGACCUCUUUGAUUACAAUAAACCCAGAGAAGAUGGAGAACCUGGUGAUGGAGAUAUCAGCAGUAGCCCAGAAGAGAGUGAUGCUGCUGGACCUUCAUUUAUUACUAGACCCCUUCAAAGUGAUGAUCCAGGUACACUACAAAGAGAUGGAAAUGCUUCUGAUUCAACAUUAGGCAAGAUGAAAACUGGACAAGAGCGCAAGACCAGAAAGUCCACUGGUCCUGCCUUAUUAAAGAAAGUAAUUAUUGGCCCCAGCAGCAGAGCAUCCAGAAUUGAGAACAGUUCAGCCAAACUAUUAGUGAUGAGCAGCAGUCAUGAGCAGCAACGAGGGGUCUCAUCUGCUGACGGUAAAGAAAGCUCACUCCUCAAUAAUAGUGUUGGUGUGUCACCAAUGGAUAUUGAUGAACCACUAAAUACACCCCCCCCUCCAUCAGACACCAUGGACACUCAGGAGGCACCGGAGCAAGCCUCAAACAAUACCCCCAGCACACAUGUCCUCAGUGAGUCAGCCUCAUUUUCCUCAUCUAGAGCCAGUGUUGCAUCGGCCUCAUCAGAAGCACCAGUGAGUUCAAAUGCGAACAGAAAACAGGAGAGUAAACGGGCACAAGGAUCUAAUGAGCAACCUGUGACAUCCCCUGCUUCAGCUGUGAGUAAUCAGUGUAGUUUAUCUUCUCCUGCACAACUUAAACUGAGCGACAUUCCAACACUGACUGCUCCCCUACCACAUAUGUCAGUUUCAAGCAGUGGAGGAAAUACACAUCAAGUGCCUACUCGCUUAGAAAUACCUGAUUCUGCUACUUCAACAUCACUUGCUAUGGCCACAGUUCGAGCUGCAUCUGUCUUGCCAUCAACAACCACCACUGCAGCACCUGGCUCAUCAACACAUGCUUCUACCUCUGCAACUCCCACAGCUACAGCUGCCUCAGCCACAACUGCCUCACCUGCCCCCUCGUCCUCCUGCGCACCAGCCGCAGCAGGACCUGAUGCACCAACGACGAGUAUGAAUACUACAAGCAAGGCUGCGGCUGAUUCCAGUAAUAUAGUUUCAUUGAAAAUUAUCAUCAGUGACAACCAGGAAGAGGAUUCUGUUAGUGAUACAGCCUUGAGUCAGGCAAUUUCCAGCAUCUCUGGGGACAAAAUACCCACCAUCUAUCUGUCCUCCCCAGCCAAGACCACUGCAGUCCCUGGUACACCAAAGGCCAGUUUGGAUGAGGUAGCACAGGCAGUCAGUGGCUUACAGAGCUCCGAGGCACAGGCUAAUCUUCUCAGUGGAGGUAAAACCGGGGCAGUCAUGUCAUCUCCGUUAACAGGAAUAUCACAGGCCCAGCAGAGCUACAUAAUUCAGGUACCAUUGGACACCACCAACCCUUCCACUGCAAGCUAUUUCCUAGUGACUGAACACCCAACAUCAGAUGCUCAAGGCAGACAGAAGUUAGUGCCUGCUGCUGUGUCAACAGGUCAGCCGCUUUCCCCCAGCCACUUUGGUGUGAACACACCUCGCUCCCAAGGCUUCUCCCCUGGGCCAGCACUCAUCUUACCAUCACCUGUGAAACCUGUGGUGCUGCCUGUAUCUGUUAUGGGGCAGAAUCCUUUGGGGAACGUGCAGAUGGUGUCAAAUCAGCUUGUUGCUAUACCAAACCCAAUUGCAGUGCAACAGCCAGAAACUGCCAAGCCUAAACAGUCUACAACAGCUGGUGCUGAACAAACUGUGGGAGGUCGAGUGGUUCAAUCAUUAUUGGCUGAAAACACCGGUCAGCAGAAUGUAGCCGUGGGUCCAAUCCCCAGUCACAGGAGAAUUCUUUGUUUCGAUUCAUCUGGUGAAGUCCAACAACAAACUACGAAAAGAGUAAACGCUACAGCAUCAGCUCCAUGUGUAGCUACACCCCGAUCUGUCCCACAGACUGUGAAAGAUCAUUCACAGUCAGUCCCUCGAGCAAAGCCUGCUAUCCUGGGUAGUAACAAGCCUAAAAGGAGGAUAGAGACUGUCCGUUGUUCAGAUGUUGGCCAGUUUGGCAAAGGACUGAUGAAGGAGCCUGAGAAGACUACACCUCCACAACAGAGCCAGAAAGAUGCCAUUAAAAAGAGCUCACGCAAACAAGAUCAUACCCUCCAUAUCAAAGACCCUCACAGUGCAAGUUCCAGACAGUUGGACAGCCCACAGUCUCCAAAAAAGUCAGAAUCAGGAAGGAGAUCCAAAUCUACUGAGAGGAAACAUAAUCAUGGUGUGGAUGAUGAUGGAGCAAAGGCUCACAAAUCACAGACUUCUGGGUCGGUGUCCUCAGAUUCUCUACUGAAAUCAGGAGGCAGGAAGGACAAAGAGGAGAGCAGCAGAAAAGAACCUUCCAAAACCCGAGAGGGCCGCAAUGAGAAGAAAACUGCAUCUCAGGAGAUUCCAAAUGUGACUGCUAACAAGGAAAAUGAAAUGAAAGGUAGCAUGCAAGAGCAACAGUCACCCCCUUCAACCUCAGGACCAUCAACAGUCUCCCAGCCUACAUCUAACAUUCAGUCCAAGACUACAAAACCCCCUUCAAAGACCAGUUCUCUGGCCAAACAGGCAGCUGAGAUGCUGCAGGACAUCCAGGGACUGAACUCUCCUUCAACCCCCAGAGGAGGUGUUGGCAGUGCAGACCAUCUUCCCCGGACUCCUGGAACUGGACGCAUUCAGGAGGAGUCUGCUGACUCUCCCAGGACUCCUUCCCGACAGAAGAAAGACAAAGAUGCAGAGGGGACCCCCAAGCGUCUAGUGCCACCCAAUACCUCAGAUGUCCCCACUUGCAGCCCUGCGAGUGAGGCCGGUAGUGAAAACAGUAUUAACAUGGCUGCUCACACACUCAUGAUUCUUUCCCGUGCUGCCAUCGCAAGAACGGGUACUCCCCUGAAGGACAGUCUACGUCAGGAGGGGGUUGCAGAACAGGCUCCCUCAACUUCAAAAAUGUCUAAGAAGCGCAAACAGUCUUCACCUACAUCCAGCCCCCCUGCAAAGAAAGAGUCAAAACGAUCUCCUAGCACAAAGAAAGAUCGAGAAAGGAAGAAACUUGUAGACUGUUUCCCCCAUGACCUGGAUGUGGACAAGUUCCUGUCUUCACUUCAUUAUGAUGAAUGAAUGCAUACACUGAAAGAAAGGACUACCAUAUCACUACCUGCUUAGGUUACUACCCAGGAAUAGAACAAGCCAUCUGCUGAACCAGUGCCUAUGGUUCCUAUUAGUAACCUUGCCCUAGACCUUAUAAGCUGUAAUGACCUACUGAGCCAAUGAGGGACUUGAUUCUGUUCAGUGAUAUCCUGUUAGGUCCAGCAGCUGCAGGGCAACUGAGGCACUUUGUUGUAUUUUUGUCCUCACGUUCACCUCUGUUUAAUUUAUCAUUGUUUUUAGUACUAUCAAACAGUUUCAUGUUUUUUGAGCACUUUGACAGAAUAGGUGCAACAUGUUCACAUGGGAUCUCAGUGACUCAGCAUUUGUUGGUCAAUAUUUGACUACAGAUCGACGAAUCCAGUUAAUAGAGACUGACAUCAGCUUGUAAAAAGUAAAUUUUGUAGGAUGUCUGUAGCUGUAAUUUUAAUUACACUGAUUUGAACAUUGAAGGUCUGCUUGAUUUUUUUUUUCUUUCUUUUUUUUAGUUUUUUUUUUUUUUUUUUCAUGGUUACAAAUGUCAGAUUAAAUUAAAAUUAAAAGUACUAUCAAUGUUUCUGAGAGAAAAAUGCAUUGAGUAAGUGGUAGAAUCAGAUACAUUCAGUGUGAAAAUUGGUUCAGCUGUUCAGAUUUCCCCCCUCAGGCUUCAUUCAGUGUUUACCAGACAAUACUGUAAUAAAUUAAGGAAUCAUUUAUA
This is a messenger RNA of Sphaeramia orbicularis (orbiculate cardinalfish), 4979 nucleotides long. It is a transcript of the gene npat, whose product is annotated as nuclear protein, ataxia-telangiectasia locus. Gene Ontology annotation, cellular component: nucleus. Gene Ontology annotation, molecular function: transcription coregulator activity; protein binding. NCBI's taxonomy places the organism in Eukaryota, Metazoa, Chordata, Actinopteri, Kurtiformes, Apogonidae. The record is from RefSeq and is a predicted model, not a curated record.